AUGGAGGUGCAGACGCCUAAUAAAAAAGGGGAGUACAUAGAUGACUUACUCCGGGAGUUUGUUUGCAAAAGGGGGAAGGUAAAGAGGAAGGAUAUAAUGAAUAAAAUGGAAUACUACAUAGGAGUAUUGACAAAUGUAAAUUUGAAAAUUGUGCACAAUAAGAAUUAUCAAGUGGUGCAUCUAGUUCUGGAGGUUCUAAUGAAAAAUGAAGUGCAUCUAGAACCCAUGAUUUUAGACAAAAUUUUGACUUGCUUGAACUUGAAGCAGAUUCUACAAAAAAAUGACAAAGUGAAAAUUAAAAAUAUUAACGACAUUUUGCUCCUCAUUAAUCGGAAGAGCAGGAACAACUUGAACGCAACUAAUUUGUUUAACCUGCUCUUCGAUGCCAUUGCGCUCCUUCUCGAGGCCCUUUGCGAGGAGGAUAUUUACAGGGUUUCCCGCCAGGUGGACUACACUCUCGGGGGAACCAAGGGACGGGACGACAACGACAACGACAACGACAAUGACAAUGACAACAAUGAUGAUGACAAUGACGACGACAACAACGAUGAUGACAGUGAUCAUGAUGGUAACGAUGAUAGUGACGAUGAUGAAGAUGAAGACGAUGAACCCCUCACCGCCCCCCUGCAAACCGGAAAGCGCAAACGAGCAAACGGGUCGCCAAACUCCUCAGGGGGUGGAUGGAGCGAAUCGGGAAGUGAACCCCAGGAUGGUGACACCUCAGAAGGCACUACCAAUGACGCCGCCAACCAUGGAACGCAUCCUCCGAAGAAGCGAAAAAGAGAGAACGGGUCCCAACACUGGGUACAGUUUCCUCGAAAUAGACACGAAAACGUAGCACGGAUAAAUGACUAUGUGGUCCAUGUGAACAGUCUUUUCAGCCUCUACUUCAAGAAUUACAAACCCAUGUUGAACGAUGUGAAGAUAUAUACCUUUUAUGGAAACCUCUUCGGGUUGUUUGCUUACCUGUACGACUACAUAGGGUACGUACAAGAAUUAGCAGAGAAGUGUCAAACCAAUGCAGAAACUUCCUGUAGCAGCUUCGGCAUAGUGAUGAAGAAUCUGUCUAAUCUGAAAGGUCUUAUAAAAAAACAAAUCACCAUUAGUUUAGACAACAUAAGCAGAAGCUAUUUUAAAAAUGUGUAUGCAUCCUACAUGGAUAGUACAGAAGAGUUAAAAUUGAAUUACUCAUUUUUCCUUUUCCAGGAGAAUGAAAAAAUGUUGGAAAUAAUCUACAUCAUGUUGAAUAAAGUAUCGAACGAAAAAGCAAGCUUCCGGUUCGAUUCAGAUGGGGAUAAGUUAACCUGCCCAUCUGUCAAUCUGAACAAAAGUAAAAGAGAGAAACUUAUUCACUUCUUUAAAGAUAACCAUAAUUCGAAUGAGAAGCAUCCUUUCUUGGGGAUUAGUAAAAUUAGGGGAUGCUUGAAAGCAUUGACUACUAUCAUAAAAUAUCUCCUCCUCAAACAACACAAUGUAAACUUGCCACAUGUACAAACUUACUUUACUCUCUUUUUGUUAAUCCCCCACUUUGAUUUAACUUUUUACGGAAAGCACGUCAAAGGAGAGUAUGCCAAACUGUUUAACUUUUCCACGUCGAGGAAGGAAAAUACUCUUCGUAACGUUCAUUCCUCCGUGCCAGACUCGGAUGCAGAGGCAUCAGUGGACAUUAACCCUGUUGGCGAAUCCAAAGUGACGAUUCAUAGAAACACUAUCAAGUACUACAAAAGUGUGCAGGUAAAAAUAGCACACUCAGCAUGCCGCUUUGAAGAAGAACUCAAUCUAAACGAUCAGAAAGAAACGUAUAAUAACGUUCAUAUAUUAAUAGACUAUUCAAGGCUUAUCUACAAAACUUUAGGCUACCUAAAUGGAAAGAGCAAUUUAAGGAAAGACACAUUCCUAUUUGUUAAUUUGACAUACUUGGUGAAGUACAUAUUUGAUUGCUUAACAAAUGCCUAUUUUGAAUUAAUGGUGACGAAAUGGAAGAGCGCUUUACGGGAGUGCACUGCGGAAGGAUUAUCUCCCCCUAACAACGCAAAAGGUUUCUUACGCCAAAGAAUGUAUAUCCGUGGAAAACCCCAUAUAUUACUCUACGAUAAGAAGGUAAGGAAUAUAUUUUCCACCUGUACACGUAAAAUAAUUCCUCCAUUGGAAUUGACCACUCUAGGAAAAAGCAACAACAGAAGUGAUCGUGGAGAAGUACCAACUCGCCUCUUUCUCCUACUACAGCCAAACAGAAAAAAAAAAAAAAAAAAAAAUAUGAUGAUUUAUUUGAAUUACUUAAUAUACCUUAACCAAAUAAAUCUAAUAACGAUAAUUCAUUUUGAUGUGACCCUGAGGACAUUGAUCUUUUCUACUUUGUUCAAUUUUGCAAAAGGAAUUAGUUCCAACGGGAGGUAUAGCUACCAGCCCACGAGGAAAUUGAACAUUCACAAUAAUGGGCAUUUCAAUUCUUACCACAUCAGUACUUUUCACAAUAAUACUUUCCACGUUAAUCACUUCGGGAGUCACAUACUGAGGAAUGUAAUGACCAAGUACAUUGACAUAUUUGCGGUGAAAGGUCUGUUCAAAUUUCUGCACUACUAUAUGGUUGGAAAUGUGAAUGCACAGAAGGACCAGUCCAUUAGAAGCAUUCAUUUUCUUCUGAAUCACGUUAUUAUGGAUGUGUUUAAAAGGAGCAUGGGUAAGUGGGUUGAUCAGGUCUCCACCAUUUUGGCUUACCUUAACGAGGUAUACACUUACCACGUAUCCAAACUGAGGCAGACCUUAGAAGGUAUAUUACACGUAAGGGAGGGUGGUGUAGUCUCACAUGAUCGUAACAUUUCGGUUAUCACGAGCCAACCACAAGAGUUAGAUAAUUCCCCUUCCAAGGGCCACCCGUUCGCCAACUACCCAUCGAUCUUGCAAAAUGUAGAAACUUUGGAGUACAUCAUUUGUUGCUUUUUAAGGGCUAUUCCAAAGAAAGACAUAACACAAGGAUUGUUGAUACACGUAAAAGAAAUUGCAACUGUGCAUUUAACGAAGCUGAAGGAUGAAGUGUUGUUCCAUGACAAAUUAGGGCAGAGCAAUUCUAGCACCAACACGAAAUUUACUUACACAUCCUCCAAAUUUUACGUACUCUAUUUUUUCAACUAUAGUAUAUCCAGGGUGGCCAUGUAUUCCCUCCUCCAUGGAGAAGUGAAAACCGAUGAGCUGGUGGGUCAUGCCUCCGUUGAACAGAUCGUUUCCAUGAUGCAGAGUUGUUUUCCCACCGUCCAAGUGAUGUAUGACCAGUGCGUUAAGGAGGAUUGCAUGCAUACGUUCUUCGACAUAUUACAGAUGAUUCUUCAGACACUUUUUUUCUUCACUUCUCUGGCGGAGCUGCAUAUCAUAGACCUGGACCGCCUGACCGAGCAUCUCAAGCAAGUGCUCCACGUUCUGAAGAAAAACGCUCUGGCGGAGUACUCCUACCCAGUGAAGAAAAAAAUCUGCAGACAGAUCGCCAACUUCUUCAUCUACAAUCACGCAUUUCUAGUAACCGUCUACAAAGGCAGAGAGGAAACCAUGGAAACCAUUUACCAAGAAUUCACAAAAUUUCUGUUUGUUGAUAUUUCAAUCAUGAAGAAUGAACAGAAUUAUCAGUUCCUGUUUGAUUACUUUUUCAUCAUAAGGGACAACAAAAAUAUUUUGAAGUUGCUAGAGGAAUUAUUUUCACUACACUUCAUUUUGAUAUUGGAAAAUUUAAACAAAGAUUCUCUUCACUCCAAGUUGGAAGGAAGAAGGAAAAAUUCGAAUGAUGAAUGGAGGAUGCUUUCUGAAGAAGAAUCCCUUUUCUCCUGCUACCCAGGUGCAUUAGUUCGAAGGAACAGAGCCCUCUCAACUGACACUCACCACAAGUGGUAUGAAAUGUUCAAUGUGAAAAGAAAAUUGAUAUCCCAAAAUGAUAGCAGUCUGUGUAAAGGCUCAGUUCACAAUUUUGAAGAGAACAGAAUGAUGUGUGUGUUUUCACGUAGUAAGAAGAAUAACCAAUUGCUUGUGUCAUCGCGAAGGAGUAAAUUCAAUAGGGAUAAGGGCGACACCCCAAAUGUCGACGUAUGCAUUUUAAGUAACAUCUUUCCAUUAUUCAAUGGCAUAGAAAAAGUGAAAGACAAUUUAUACACACUGCUUUGCAAAAUUAGUAUUAAUUUUGCAAAUUACAAUAUCUACUGGGAGCAUAUUUUGUUGAACAUUUUAAUGUCUUUCUGUGAAAACCUGGGUGGAGAAGGUAGUCCCAAACUUAGUCUCAAUGAUUUCCUCCUUUUUGUAAAGCUAUCCUUCCAAGUGAUUAUGAAGCAGAAGGAAUAUAUCACCAGUGGUAUCUUUAGGACGAAGAAAAGCAUCCUUGUGUUGAAGCUUCUCUUCCACAUCUUCUUCCUAUACAUCAACCAGUGGACUGACGACUCGAGCCCACAGGGGGAAAAGCACAAGAGGACGAAGCAGACAACCCAACAGGCAACGCAGGAUGAGGAAAAUACCACCGACGUGCAGAACCCGUCGAUCGAGCAACCUCCAAUACGUGCGAAGAAGAAGUCGGGAGCAUAUCCUCAGGGGAAGAUCAGAAAGGUAAAAGCCUGCUUCGUCUUUUUUAUCAAGUACUUUCUACUAAUGUACGAAUUGGUCGUUUCGAAGGGGGAAGAGGAAGAAGGAUCCAUGGUAACCCUAAGUGAAGACCACGUGACAUACUUAACCAAUCAUAUGCAGGGAGGGAGCACCCAAGGCGCCACCCAAAUGACCACCCAAACGGUUACCCAAGGCGCCACCCAAAUCGUCAACGGUGAGGAGGUGCACAGUGGCCCGACAGAGGGGGCAAGAAAGAACGACAUAUGUGCUAUGCUGAGUAAAUUGAAAGAUUUCCUUCACAGGAUUUUAAGCCACGGAGGAAACGUUACGAACGGUGGCAACAUCAAUGGCAUGACGAAUGGCAACACCCCUGUCGUAAUAACAGGCGUAACAACAGGCGUAACAACAGGCGUAACAACAGGCGUAACAACAGGCGUAACAACUGGCGUAACCGAUGGAACCCGCGGCACUACCACCGCCCGCAUGGACGCACUGUUUCUCGAUAUGGUAGAACACGUUUUCGUGUCCUUCCUCCUGAGACACAACUUCUGGGAGGAAUCCCAAAGCGCAGCUGUCGUCCAGGUUAUGGCUACCCUCAAGGGGCUGGAAGUGGAGCACCUGUUGAGCGGGGCCAAUGAAAAGUACACAACCUUCCCUUAUAGCAUCCUCGCUUUGAAGAUUUUUAAUGUGACCAAGAAAACUGAUAUAGGAAAUAUCUCCACGUCUACUUCCAUACGCACUGAUCAGAGGAAACAACUCAUGACAGAAUCGAGUAAGUCAAUGAAGGUGACCCCUACGGAUAAACACACGAAGAAGCGAGGUAAAGGUUCUAGGAGGAAGGACGAAGUGGCUAUGGACGAAGGAAACCUCAUCCUGUUUUUUAAAUUGUUCCUACCGGCUAAGCACAGCAACGACAUAUAUAAUAAAAGGGAUACAAGUACCCCCUGGCAGGGAGGAGUAAAGCCAACUUGUCUUCAACUGUACGAUUUUCUGUACCACUACAAUAGUGUUCUAGCGGAGUGUACAGAUGAACACUCGGUCCACAUCUGCGUAAAGUACCAAAACGUAAUUAAGAACAUAUGUACACUGUUCAUCUAUUCGUCUGAUGACGUAAAAAACGUUUUGUCUUACGUCCAACAGGACAUAAAGGUGGGGUACUCAGAAACAGAACGCGAAGCAGAAAGUUGCCUCUACCAUUUUAACAUACACAUAAUAACAUUAAUUUAUAUCUUUACGAGUAAUGGGAAAUUUUGUUCAGACAUAAUACAUGAGAGCAAGAGACCAACUGACUCUUCUUCCUUUAUCAGUUUGUAUCUCCUCCUUAUGCAACAUAUCCAAAUUUAUUUGGACAAUGAAGUGAUAAUCCGGAGAAACUCCUCCCUCUUCUUCCUACUGCUUCACCUCGUGUACAAACUUUCGCAGUUGCUUGUCUUCUUCUUCGUGCGUCUCAAGGCACAAACGCGGGACGGCAGUUAUUCAAAUCUCCUGGGAUUCGUAAGCAACUACUGUAGUUUCUUGAUCAAAACGAUGGACUUCCUGAAAAGUCGAAUAAGGAGCAGCCACGACAACGCUGUGCCAAAUCCAGGAAAAAAUUUCAUAACGCAUUUUUACAUCCUAAAUAACUGUGACCUGUUCGAGCGAAAGAAGUUUUACCUGUACCUGCUGAGCCAUCAGCUCUUCGUCCUGUUGUACGAAUUCUUCAAUAUACAGAAAAACGAACUAGUGGUGAAGUCCAAAAGAACGCUAACCGAAGUAGCCAAGAAGGGAGGAUACGCCAUCAACUUUUUCUGUUCCUACCUGGACUCCAUUUUGUACCUCGACAGCAGAAUGAACAAACUACUCCUCCGGAAUGCCAACUUCUUCAUCACCUUCCUGCGAAGCAACAAGAGUAGCCUGAACUUACCCCCAAUAGCCUUCCCCAUUGUAAUCAAAAUUGUGGACAUGUAUGAAUUUAUUUCGAAGACCGGUUCCAUGGGAGAGGACGAAUACGAAGAGAAAAAAUUUCUCAAAGGCAUUUUUCAGACCACCUUGUCUCUACUAGAAAAUAGCUCCAUUCAGUUUUGUUACACAUCACUAACGGAUAAGAAAAGAGAAAUCUUCAACGCCCUAUCUAGGUAG
Molecule: messenger RNA, 6693 nt
Organism: Plasmodium knowlesi strain H
Lineage: Eukaryota; Apicomplexa; Aconoidasida; Haemosporida; Plasmodiidae
Product: conserved Plasmodium protein, unknown function
Exons: 6
Coding region: 1-6693 (2230 amino acids)
Source: RefSeq, a predicted model, not a curated record